AUGGCCUCCAUCACCCACUCAUCCGAGCCUGAGAUCCCAGACAACCACAAAGAGAGCUGGCUGGCCCUACUUUCUGCGGCCGAAGCAUAUUGCCAAAAGUCUGGCUGUGACCUGGCCAUACUUACAGCAUGUAAAAAGUUCCGGUCAUUGGCUGGAGAGGUCGAGGGGGUGAGGAAACGGGAGAGCGAUAGUGCCUUUCCUAAGGAGUGUGAUUUCUCUUACAAUGUGUGGGGGCAAGGCUUUCUGGCCGAGUCAGCUCGCCGCUACAUGGAUGACAUUGGUGUGCUGCACUCUAUGACCAUGCUAACAGCCCAAAAGCACACACGUCAGGUGGGGGUAGAGGGGGGAACCAAGCUGAUGGUUGACCUGACUUCUGACCCUGCACACAGGGGGGUGAGUGGCUUGCUUUCUGCUCUGUGGUGCUGGUUCAAAAUGUCCAUGCUCUGGCUGAUAUUUUGGUGUUUGUCCUUCAGAACUUUACAGGAGAUGACAGCUUGAGUGGAGUCAGUCCCAAUGGCAGAUUGUAUUCCCAAAGCUACCCAUCAAUCUACAGCUCAGGAGCCACGACAGGCCAGGGAGCAGGACAGAAUGGAAACAGAGAGAGAGAAAGGGAGAAGAGUGUAAUGGAGGUUGAGCGGGGGAGACAGAGGUCUGCGAUCGUGGACUUGGAAGAAGAGUGUGAGGACGAGGAAGAGGAGGAGGAUAUGGAUGAGAGGAAACCCUAUGGGAAUGAAAGUGCUGGUGAGGAGUGAAGCGGUGAAAUCUGUCUGAUUUUUCUUGUCCUUUUUUUUAAACGUGCGCACGAAUUAUAGUUACAAGAAAUUUUGGAGCAGUUCAUUUAAUUACUUUUGCCAGAAGCUGCUGAACGGACUGUAGUGGCUUUUAGUGAAUCAAACUCAAUGCUUGUUUUUGCAAUUGACAGGCAAAGAUUGUUGUCCAGUGUUACAGAAAUGCUCCCUACAGUGACAGUCCUGUUCAUUCCUGACUGAUCGUUUCACAGGAGACAUCUUUCUCUUCAAAGCACCAAAAUAAGUCGACAAAACAGUAAUUUUGGCAGAAUGAAGGAGCCGCUGGUCAGUACAUAUGCACAGUUAGUCUUUGUCAGCUCAGUUUGGAUUGAACACUACAGGUGCAACAGUAAAACUGCAAAUAUAUUUACUAACUGAGGCAGUGGUAGAUAAACUACUGUCCCUCAUGCAGAACAUCUUUAUGCUGUGGGUGCGGUCUGGUGCUAUAAAAGACAGCAAUGUACCAAUCUACUUGAGUCACAGAGGUCACUGACUCUCAGUCAAAAAGGUCAAGGUCAUUAUUUAUCAUUUUGCUUCAGGUGUGUUCUCAAUGGAUGAGGACUCUCUGUCUCGAGACUGUGAGCCAUUCUUUGAGUCUGAUGGGGAGGAGGAGAGCACAGAUGGUAAGACAGUGUUAUUCAGAUGUGUACAAAUCCACUUUAGAGGGUCAUCCAUCAUACAUUCAUGGACUCUUCUACUCUUCUCAGGGUCUUUGAGUGAGGAUGCCCCUCCACCAACACGUGGCAUGGCCAUGGGUCAGGCUGCAUACUCAUCCCGUCAUGCCCAUCCUAUGGCUCUGGCCCGCUCGCUGCCCGUUUCUGUGCCUGUGUGGGGCUGCAGGGGGAACAGAGCUGCUCCUGGAGACAGCAGCAGUGGAGAAAGGGUAAGCACGCCGCAAUCAGCAUGUUUACAUGAUUAGAUUAUGUGGAUAACGGGGAAUAAUCAGAUAAUGGUAUUUAUUUCUUACAAUAAGCCCAUGACCUAAAACUCAAACUUCCUGUCGUGCUUUAAACAUGGUGUUGAUUAGGGCUGAAUGGUUUAUCGUUUUCUGAUCGAAAUUGCGAUUUCAAACAGCACGAUCAUGUGAUUGCCAAAGCUGCGUUUUUUUUUUUUUAGUGUUGCGCUCCUGACUGACGGUAUAUUUCAACGGCAUGUACAUAUACAUGCUGUCUCCCUACCAUCCUGCCAAACUCACCAGUCAGGUGUGGCAUAUGCUACUCAUGGACAGGUCACAUUAACCAAUCAGUAUUGACCAUAGACUGUAUAUACUAUGGACAGCUCGGUUCCGCCUUCUGCCUGUAUACGGAUUUGAAGCCGAAAAGCUCUCUGUAUUUCCGGGAUUUUCUUCAUUUCCUGAAACCAGCGCUGCGCAGUAGUGUUGUGCGCAUUCGGCCGAAGAGUCACAGAGAGUCGCUGUGAUGACGCUCAGCUCAAUGGAAGAAGGCCAAUAGGCUGUAUCAGGUGUCAAUCAAAGAAAACAUGAACACCCUAAUAACUUCUAAAAACAGAGCUUCACAGAAAAAACAGGACUUGAGCACAAACCAGUCUUACAAUAACUACAUGUCAACAUCACAAUCAGGGGGGAGAAAAAUGUAUGUUCUGUGUAAUAAAUUUCUAAAGUUUGUCCACAGCCUCAUAAGCUUUGCUGGCGGAGGCGGGAUUUAUGACCUAUACUUCAGCCUGUCACUGGAGGGUGCUGUUCCUGGAGUGGCUUCACCCAGCAAGGAGGCAGACUCUGUCCAUUCUUUAUACAGUCUAUGGUAUUGACCUGCUCUCUGUGUUUUGAAACUUGAACGCUUUUUAAAAUGGCUUCAGUGCAACCACAAGUGGAGUUAGGGGAUUUAAUCCCCAAGAAAAGAUGCACGGCGGUCAUCUGGGAGUAUUUUGGGUUAGAGGCUGCAGACGUGCACCAGAAACAGGUAUUGUGCACGCAAAAUCUGUCGUGCUAAAGUUGCUAAAUUGAGUGGAAACACAACCAACUUAUACUGGCACUUGAAAAACCAACAGGCACUUGCAUGAGGAGUGCAUGACGAAAAAGUCUGGUGAAAAGUCUAGUAAACAUGAGUCUCAGGCCCAUUGAAGCAAACAGACUACAAUUACAACAUCUUUUGCCAGCGUAAACCGUAUGACAAGAGCAGCCGGAGACACUGGGAGAUAACGACUGCCGUAACAAAAUAGGGGAGAGUGGGGUGAGUUGUGCCAGUUUUUACUUAUUGCCUUUAAAGCAAGGGGAUGACAGUAAUACCUCCAACUAAAAUAUGUACAUUUAUUUUAGGAUGUGGUGCAUCCUUGGUUACAAUCACUUUGGUUCUUAAAUAAACUGUUUGAGAAAUAUAGCUUUAGAAAAAUUAGUGGUCCUGUGGCAUAACUUGCCUCCAGUGCAGGGUAAAUGGUGCCAUAGAUAAUUGAAGUAAAACACAUAAUUUUAAUCAAACAAACAGUGAUGCCAUAUAAAAGUUCGACAAACUCAAGACAAAAUAAUUUAUUUAAUAUUUUUUUAAAGAUUUUACAACAUUAAAGCCUACUUCUCUAUAACAAGGCUUGUAGUGCCACAUGAGCACGUUUAGAACAUAAUCAGCUGCAAUUCUCUAAACCAAGCGACAAAUCAACAAUGCUGCAGGGGAGUAUAAACCUAUACUCCUGUCUGGUUGAACCACCAAGUCUUUGUGGUGUGAGUAGUUUCUUGAGCACAUCACCUCUAGGGAUGACUCUGUUUUCUUUAAAUGUGGAGAUUGGCUUUCCAUCCACAAUUCUUACCUUUAGUUUUCAUUCUUGGAUUAAAGUAAUAGCUUUUUAUGUUUUGAUGUGUAAAUGUUACUGUACACAUUGUGAAUGUUGCACUACAGCUUGAUUUGAAGAAAAUCUCAAAUCGAAUUGAAAUUGCAAUUUCUGCCAGAUAAAUUGCAAUUCAAUCUUUUCCUGAAAUUGAUCAGCCCCAGUGUUGAUCACUGAUCAGGGUUUUUUUUAAUCAGAAAACUUGCUUAUGUGCUUGUACUCUUCAAAUGAUCUCAGUGGGAACAAAACGAUGACAGGCGUCUGUACAGGAAGCGUUUGCUUUUUGUCUCUUCCAUAUCCUUCCUUUCAUAUAGUUUGACAUUGAUUUCAGCAUCUCUACAAGAAGCUGCUUCCCCUUUGCUCUUGCUGCUGUAGCUCACCAUGUUUGCAGCUGCUUCUUCCAUUUUUUUGGCAUGCAUUCUUUGUUCACACUCAGAUGUAAACAACGAAAGAAACCAGAUAAAACAUGCACUGAAUAAGAGAGAUUAACAGGCAAAAAAAAAACUAGAUGUGUUUAUCUAAUUUUCAGCAAGCGGUAAUGGCUUUUAUCUGAUAAAAACUAUUGGAUUAUACUGUUUACAUGGUGGCUUUGUUAAUCAGGUAACUUCAGAAAACGGAUCAUGAGUUAUUGGUGUGCAUGUAAACAUACAGGGAGAGAUAAUUUCAACAAAGGAAUUGCUGGUCAACAUAGAGCUUUGGUGCCAAGUCUUUAUCCAAUUGAAGUCCCUGUGAGGAUUUUGUUUUUAUUUGUGUUGAUUUUGGCGCCCCUGUGGACAAAGCAGUAACCCUUAUGUCUCAUCCCCGUGCAAAAAUUGUCCAUAGACCAAGGAUCCCUGUUGUCUUGUUACAGGAAAAUGAACCAGUCUUGUGAAAGUUCUCUGUGGAUAAAAUAACAAAGGCAGUUUUUUCAGUGUGCCUACCCCACCACCACAGUAACAGGCAUUAAAAAUGACCAUAAUGAAAUUGUCACUCUUUUGUUGAUGGUCCCAUUUGCAUAUGGGUAUCAUAGAGACGCAUCACUGUCCAUCUUGGUGUGUUUCCUAAGAAACCAAGAACUCUUCACAGUAACUUUAAUAUCUAAAAAAAAAUCAAAAAUAGGCAACAAAGCUAACUGAUUGUUGCAAGAGUAGGCAAUCAACUCCCAUGUUUAAAACAAAUCUUUUACAGAUGAGGUUUGGUGGUAGAGAAAGUCACAUAAUCGUCGUUUGGGUUUCACACAACAUCUUACUGAUUUCUCUGUGCUGACAUGCCACCCUUGGUGGAGGCGCUGGUGGGUGGCAUGUUCGGUCAGUGGUUGACCUCACAGCAGGAGGAUUCUUGUUGAACCACACUCGUACUUUUAGCGAGUCCAUUAGUUUACCUUUAAAUAAGGCUUUCAUCGUGGUAAACUGGGACAGAUGAUUAUCUGCUUUCAGUGGAUAAUCUCGAGAGAAGUUCAGAAAUUGCAUCUAUUAAUGGUUCAGAUGAUUCUCCUCAGUCCUAUGGGACAGGGACAAAAGAGCUCAUAAAAAAUUUGUAUGGCUAAAAAUCUGGUGUGUCUGUCAAUUAAAAGUCACUCUGCCUUUGGUAAUUAUAUCAAAGGUAAGAAUUUAAGACCAGGAUCAAGGAAACUCAUUAUUCGCAUUAUAACAAUAUCACAGAGCUCCGGACAACAUAAGAGUUUUUUUGUCUGUUUGGUCAUUGGUACUUUUUGACUCAGAAGUUGGAAUAGAAAUUUACUGACACUAAAAAAAACAUCUAUCUAAAGAUUGUAAACUGUAAAUUUGAAAUUUAAACAAGAUUGACUUUAUUCCAGCAGUGGCCGUUUUCAACACUCCGAGAGUAAGAAAAAAGUACCGUGAUGAAGACAGAAUAGUUCAUGUCCUGGAAGAGGUUUGGCCUCUUAAAUACAUAGUAUAUCCUGAUGUGCCAACUAAUGGCAACUUUAUCAAUUUAUGUGGCUAUAAAAAGAGUGUAACAUUUGUGUAAAGUCAUGAGGAGGCAAAUGGUUUACCAAGCACAGGUAGAGUAAAAUUACGUCCUUUCAGAAGUUUUUAUACAGAAAGAAAAUAAAUAUGAUCUCAAAAUGGGGCUAGAGCAGACGGAAACGAACAAUUUAACAACAUUUUUUAACACCAUGAAAAAUGAACCAAAAUCCAGCAGGGGUUUUGUUUACUCUGUUGUUAAAUGCUAACAUACUUAUACUGUGUCUUUGUCUUUCAGGUGGGCUGUGCCGAUCUUGAGCACAUUGCUGCCAGUAUGAAGGCCCUGCUGGCCCCCGGGGCCACAGAUGGGACAGAAAUGUUCGGGGCCCUGCCGCGGCCUCGUCUCAACACAGGAGACUUCUCUCUCAAGCACUAA
Molecule: messenger RNA, 5903 nt
Organism: Xyrichtys novacula (pearly razorfish)
Lineage: Eukaryota; Metazoa; Chordata; Actinopteri; Labriformes; Labridae
Source: the annotation of a GenBank genome assembly